AUGGCGAUGCUUGGCGAAGCCUACUACGCCUACCUCUUCAUCUUCUGCGGUCGGUACGUCCAGGAAGACGCGGUGCGCCUCACCCUGGCCACUGUCUUCCACCUGCCACUGCUCUUCUGCCUGUGGUCGUACGCACAGACUACGUUUACGCCACCACCAUGCGUGCCGAGCUGCUUCCAGUUCACCAAUGACGAACGUCGCGAACUGGCGCGCUGCUCCCAUAACCCGCAGCUCGAGCGUCUAGCACUGGAAGACAUGGCAACCAGGCGCGGCAUCCUCACGAGAUUCGCGAGCGGUGCAGUGAGCCGCUGCAAACCCUGCGACCUUGUAAAGCCAGACCGUUGUCACCACUGCUCGAAAUGCAAAAGGUGUGUUCUAAAGAUGGACCACCACUGCCCCUGGUUCAACAACUGUGUAUGCUUCAGCACGUACAAGUUCUUCCUCCUCACGCUGUUCUACGUCGUUUUCCUGGCAGCCUACGCUGUGGCCAGCGUGGCCGUGUACAUGCUGCACAAGAACCCACGUCGCCGUCUUCUGCACCGCUCGCGCCACAUAACCUUCCUGCUGGUUGUCGGCGGAUCGACGUUCGUCAUGAUGGGAGGCUUCCUCUGCGCGCAUCUGUCGUUCGUCGUGCGCAACCGCACUACGAUCGAGUCGGCAAGACGGCCCAGUUUCAAGGAAAGCGAUGACUCAUUCGACAUUGGAGCUCGCAGAAACUUCCUGGCUGUGUUUGGACUGAAGGCGGCCCUGUGGUUGAUCCCAGUGUUCACCAGUCUGGGAGACGGGUGUCAUUUUCCGACGAGGCGGCACCCCGACGGGACCGAGUUGAUAGAAGUUACGACACUCCAGUGUGCACAGUCGGCGGGUGCUUCAGCAGUGGCAGCCGACCCAAAGGCGUACGGAGAGCCAGGGCCUCAAGGUCCCUUCUCUGCGUCUACGCCGAAAGAUGCCGCUGUCACAGAAACGUCACUGGCUGUCUCCACGCACAGUGAUAUUGACUACCCAACGCCAGAGCCGACUAUUACGACCACUAUGACUCAAAAAUUUAAUCGGUACCCUGCUGAUAGCAAGUACAUAUGUGAUGGUGCCCUCAGGUCAUCAUGCAACACGCCCGUUACAGCUGUGAAGGGGCACACGGAACCAUUUGAUGACGGCUCUAUGGCCGCGCUAGCACCUGUGUCGUCCACUGUGUCAUUGCAGUUAGGUGAAACGUAA
Rhipicephalus microplus (southern cattle tick) is the source of this 1215-nucleotide messenger RNA. Its product is annotated as palmitoyltransferase ZDHHC15B. Gene Ontology annotation, molecular function: palmitoyltransferase activity. NCBI's taxonomy places the organism in Eukaryota, Metazoa, Arthropoda, Arachnida, Ixodida, Ixodidae. The record is from RefSeq and is a predicted model, not a curated record.